ACUCACGCGUUGCUCAUGUCAUUUUCCACGACUUUCCUCCAACGGACUACGAGAGAUGGUGCCAACAGGUUGAAUAUUAAGCUGUCUGAUAUCAGUUUAUGUCCUGAACACUCAUUCUUUACCUUGUUUGCCCUUUUCGUACAGCCCGUGGUGCAGCAGAGGGGGUCUCCCAGCUAACGGUCAGGCCUCUGUCCAAGUGAGUGUGAGCUACGCCGAUAGCUCCAGUGCCGCAGACGCCACUUGCCAUGGCUAUCAUUAAGGCCAUUGAAGCCAAUACUGUUCAUCGGAUCCAAUCUGGGCAGGUCAUUGUCGAUCUGUGUUCUGUGGUCAAGGAGCUUGUCGAGAACAGCCUUGAUGCUAAUGCUACGGCCAUAGACGUGCGCUUCAAGAAUCAAGGACUGGAAUCCAUUGAAGUUCACGACAAUGGAUCUGGCAUCUCACCUGAUAACUACGAAGGAUUGGCCUUGAAGCACCAUACUUCCAAAUUGGCGACCUUCUCUGAUCUCAACACUCUGUCCACAUUUGGCUUCCGUGGCGAGGCUUUGUCGUCUCUUUGCGCCUUGUCUCAGUUCUCUGUCGUCACCUGCCUCGCCAGUGACGCCCCCAGAGCGACUAAGCUAGAGUUCGAGCCAUCUGGCAGGCUGAAGGGCACUACCGUCGUCGCUGGGCAGAAGGGCACAGUGGUAACGGUCAAUAGCCUAUUCCACAAUCUCCCUGUCCGGCGACGUGAACUUGAACGUAACAUCAAGCGAGAGUGGAAUAAGGUCAUCACGCUUCUCAACCAAUACGCCUGCAUACAGACUGGUUUGAAGUUUACCAUUUCCCAGCAACCCAACAAGGGUAAGCGCAUCAUUCUCUUUUCUACCAAGGGAAACACCACCGUCCGAGACAAUAUCAUCAACAUCUUCGGUGCCAAGACCACAGCUGUUUUGACGAGACUCGAUGUCGAGCUUCAGUUUGAGCCAUCAGCAGAAUCAGGCCUCACUUCAGCAAAACAGCCUGACCAAAGCGCUUCCCCUGUUCAUGUCAAAGGAUUCGUCAGCCGACCCGCGCAUGGCGAAGGUCGUCAAACUCCAGAUCGUCAGAUGUUCUUCGUCAACGGACGGCCUUGCAUUCUCCCUCAGUUUGCAAAGGUGUUCAAUGACGUGUACAGGUCGUAUAAUUCAUCGCAAUCACCCUUCAUCCUCGCCGAUAUACAACUCGACACUCAUCUUUACGAUGUGAAUGUUAGCCCAGACAAACGCACAAUUCUGAUGCAUGAGCAAAAUCGCAUGUUGGAGUCUCUACGCGAAGCUCUCACAUCCCUAUUCGAGUCUCAGGACUAUUCCAUCCCCUUGUCACACAUGGCACCAUCCAAGCCCGGAUCAUCUGUGGCCUCUUCACCAAAAUCUAGCCCCGACAAGCAGUCGCCAUUGCGUCGGGUGAUUUCAGACACGAGCAACGACGAUGUAUAUCGGUCCACGGAGAUUGAGACAGACACAGAAAGCGCAGAAAACGCAUCUGACAACCAAGGUUGUUUGACCCGGAAAUCUCAGCCGGUGACUGCUCAAGCACUUGAGUCUCCCGCCCAAGCUCUCAUGGACCGCUGGAUCGCCAAGCAAUCGAACAACACGAUUCACGAAAUAUAUUCGGGGGCCAGUGAACCCAGUGGCAGUUCUUCAGAAGCACAGCACGGAAAAUCCCCGGCCAAGCCAAUGCUAUCCAUCAAUAGUAAGGGUGUACGAGGUGAACCGUCGCAUCAAGUUUUUUCAAGGCCGAAGACCAGUAUGACGAACCUUGGGAUCACAGAAAAUUCGACAAGCUCUAGAGAUCCAGUGUUCCCAGAUCAAGACCCACUGUUGUCCACUUCGAAGACCAUGUUUGUCAGUCCUACAAGCAUAUCACGAAUUCAACGCAAGACAGGCAGCCCUAGGAUGGUACCACUAUCUCCCGAGGCGCCUGCUGGAGCUGCUAGCGCACAUACAAGUGCGAAGGGAAACCCUCACGAACCAGCAUCACAUCGAGAACCCAGUCUGCCAUCGUCUCCGAUAGACGCAUUACGCCCAGACGAUAAUCAGUUGAGGAGCUAUAUAGCCUUCAGUGGCUGCCAGAAGCCAACGGCAUCUCACGCCCAAAGCACCGCAACAGAAGUUAGGGAAAACAACCAACAUCUCCAGCGUGCCACUCUCAGAAACGAUGAAGACCUUGAGGUGGCCUAUGCUCCCCCGUCUAAAAAAACCCGAGAACCGAGCAUGGCCGAUUCAGACUCUGACCACCAAGUCCUCGUUGAUGCAGACCCGGACAGCGUUGAUGAUCAGAGCGAUGUUGUGAGCGAAAAUUUGUCGAAUAGCGCUGGUCAUGAUCCGGAUGAAGAGCCUCAAGCUUCAUAUCGAGAUGAUCAGAGUAGUGCUGACUCGGAGCCUCGUGACCGAAAUAGGGCCAGGUCAGGGUUUGAUGCGUUAUCUUGGAUCUCCAAGCGUAAAGAUGCAACAUUGCGAUAUGAGCAAACUGUCAAAACUGAUGAAGCGGAUCUUGCUGCCUGGUCUGAGGAAGAGGCAAGUGAAGGCAAGGGGCUUUCCGGCAGUUCAACCUCCGCUGCUGUCAAGGCCGGCCUCGAAGCCGAAAACGCCGAGGAUAAGCUCUCGCUCAUCAUCUCCAAAUCAGAUUUCGAUGACAUGGCAGUAGUCGGCCAAUUUAACCUAGGGUUUAUACUUGCUGUCAGGCACGCGAGUGGCAGUGCAAAUGGUGAGCAUGAGAAAAGCCAUGACAGCUUGUUCAUCAUCGAUCAACAUGCAUCAGAUGAGAAGUACAAUUUCGAAAGGCUCCAAUCAUGCACUACCGUACAGUCACAACACCUAGUUCAGCCCAAACAGCUCGAGCUUACUGCUCUUGAGGAGGAAAUUGUGAGGGAAAACAUUUCGGCUUUGGAGGUCAAUGGCUUCAAGGUACGCAUCGACGACUCGGGAUCGCAGCCAGUGGGAUUGCGAUGUGAACUUGUGGCUCUGCCCCUGAGUCGUGAGACGACAUUUACAUUAGCGGACCUCGAAGAACUCAUAUCAUUGCUGGGUGACCAUGAUCUAACGGGCACGAGCCCUGCGCCUCGGCCUUCCAGAGUGCGGAAGAUGUUUGCCAUGCGAGCGUGUCGGAGCAGCAUCAUGGUCGGCAAAGCAUUGACGCAUCGACAGAUGGAAAGGUUGGUAAGACAUAUGGGAGAACUGGACAAGCCUUGGAAUUGCCCUCAUGGCCGACCAACAAUGCGACACAUCUAUGAGCUCGCCUCCUGGGAUGAAAACUCCUGGGUUCGGAAUAUGGGUCAGCGAAAUACAGCGCAAGAAAACGUCGCCUGGGCUUCGUAUGCACGCACUGAGGCUUAAAUUCAACGAUUAGCUAGGUCGCGAACGUUCUUGGAAUAUGAAAAGCAGCCAGGCGCAGAUUUCAUCAAAUUUUACAUGCCUUUGGGUCAC
Molecule: messenger RNA, 3443 nt
Organism: Verticillium dahliae VdLs.17
Lineage: Eukaryota; Fungi; Ascomycota; Sordariomycetes; Glomerellales; Plectosphaerellaceae
Product: DNA mismatch repair protein PMS1
Exons: 3
Coding region: 246-3353 (1035 amino acids)
Biological process (GO): mismatch repair
Cellular component (GO): MutLalpha complex
Molecular function (GO): ATP binding; ATP hydrolysis activity; mismatched DNA binding
Source: RefSeq, a predicted model, not a curated record